This is a messenger RNA of Trypanosoma rangeli, 7875 nucleotides long. RefSeq names its product putative phosphatidylinositol 3-/4-kinase. NCBI's taxonomy places the organism in Eukaryota, Euglenozoa, Kinetoplastea, Trypanosomatida, Trypanosomatidae. The record is from RefSeq and is a predicted model, not a curated record. The transcript has a single exon. Gene Ontology annotation, cellular component: nucleus. Gene Ontology annotation, biological process: double-strand break repair via nonhomologous end joining. The coding region runs from base 1 to 7875 and encodes 2624 amino acids.
AUGUCGGCGGAUGAGUUGUGCCGCGCCCUGCGGGCGGAUGUGGCGACCCUGCACUUGCUGGUUGUGGGGCAGCUGCGGGACUGCGACAGGGACGCGCGUCACGUGUUCGACGACAUGGAGCGCCGUGUGACGAGCAGCACAAGCGUAUUCUCCACUAGUGAGGCAGACAGCGUGCUGGAAUGCAUCUUAUCAGCUGGCGAGGGCAGCUUGCUGCGCUUUGUGCACGAUCGCUGCGAGAAGCUGCGGGUUGCCGGAGCGGACGCAUGGGGCGCAGGCGUCCUGAAGAGGGCGAUGACGUUUCUCAAAUUUGUGGUGGCCUCCUUUUGCGAAAGCCUCGCCCCGCUGCAGCUGGCAGAGGUGCAGCGCACCGCGUGGCACACCUUCAUGCUGCUGCACCACCUCAGCAAGCACACGGAGACACAGGCGGAGUGCUUGAGUGUCAUGGUGGCUCUGUUGCAACACUGCGGCCACUGCACCGCCACCGUGCAGAUGGAUGUUGCCAAAGUGGUGGACGUGUGCGUGCCUAUUGCCGAACGGAGGGCCAAGUCGGGGAUGCGGCUGAAGAGCAAUGCGCUGCGGCUCCUUGGCUGCGUGUGUGCGGUGUACACCGCGGCGAUGUCGUCGCACGCUGCGCGUGUUCUCGACGCGAUGGUGCAUGUCGGUCAGCAGCUCGCCGCGACGGAGGUGGUUGAGCAGUUGGUUGGGGAGGGUCUUCUUCUCGCAUUUGCCGACUACACGGGGGGAUUUCCGCUUAUGUUUAAUGGACCUGAUCGUGACACCUUGCGGCUUAUGCACUGCCUUACUAGGAAGGCCAUGGGGCUUGCAGAGGCCUGUCAAAACUACCGCUUUUGCAAGGCAGCUCUUGCGCUGCUGGGCAGGCGGGCGGGGAUGCUGAAGGAAUGCCUCAUAGAAGAUAUGGAGAGUUGUUUUGCGGCGUUGAAGCGGCUAUGGUGCCACAGAAACGUCGAGGUUCGACGGGCAACAUAUGAUGCGACUGCAGGUUUUUUUCAGGCACUGGCGCUCCUGCGGAGCGAUGAGGACCAGCGACAUGACCCGGCUGCACGGCUGCGCUCAAUGCUUCAGGACGUGGAGGCCACACUUCAGAACAACCACCAACGACGGAGAGAUCUCUCGUUUGCCAUCAUGGCUAUUGGGUACAUGGCGAGGCCAUUGACAGUCUGCUUUGGCCUGGACUACCUCGCCGUGACGUUUCGUGAAAUGGUGAACAAGUGCGAGGUGCUGUUGACGCUGGCGAGUGGGCCUGUGGAGGAUGUGGUGCAGUUGCUGCCGUACAUUCUAACGGCGUUGGCCUCGAUGCUGCUGGAGCUGCCGCCCAUGGGACCAGAGCUACCGCAGCUCCUGAAUGUCACUCUGUACACAACCCUUUUCCUCUAUCCCCAGGAUGCAUGCUUUGAACAUGUCCGAUCCACGCUUGGACCCGCGUUGCUAAAGCUUCUCGCGGUGAUCUCGCAGCGCCACAGAGUGGAAUUCGGCGUUGGCCCCGUGGCGCGGCAGUUGCUUGCUCUGGCGUGUUCUCCCAUGCUUUUCUGGGAUCCUCAAACAGGACCUUCCGUGGAAGCGGAGAAUGUUGCCGUGCAGCAGCGCUACAUUCGACUCUGGGGUUCCCUGCAGUCGAACAGGGUCAGCGUGGUGGACUGGGGAUUUCCAUGGAGCCAGUCUCUCACCGACGCCACGCUGAACUUGCUGCGGCUGGCACUGCGUCGCGAGCUGGUGUUGGCUGAGCGGGAGAUGUUGCAGCAGUUGGAUCUUUUGCGCUUGCGCGGUGAGGCGCAGGCGGGGGAUGGUUGCGACUUGAACGUUUACAGUCUCCUUGUGCGAGAGCGGGGGCACCCGCGGUCUUGCAACGAGGACUACCACAUUGCGUUUCCCCGUUUUGUCGCGUUUUUUACGGGCUCCCUUGACGCGACCUUCAGCCACGUGUUUGGCGCGGAGGAGGUGACCAUAAGUCUCAUUGAGGGGCUUGUGUUGUUUACCACGCGCUGCGCCCACCUCGCCGAUGGCUACAGCUGCCUUCACGCUUUGAUGCGGGUGGGACGGCAAAAGGGUCUUUCAUUGCGUCACGCGGAUAUCUUUCUGCGCCCGUUCAGUAGGGCAUGCCUUCAUCGCUUACCGGUCCUCACAGGGGAGGUGCAGCUUCAGUGUGCCCGGUACCUGCUCAGCGUGAGUCACCUGGGACUGCUGGAGACUGCACAGCUGCUGGACCCCAUAGAGGUGGUGCUUCGCCGCGCUGGCGACCGCGUCGCCGUGGCAGACGCACUGGAUGUGCUCGAGUGUUGUCUUGAGAAGGACUGCACGCUCGUGAUGCCGCCAUUUUGCCGCCUUUUGCGUCAUUGCAGUAGGUUGAACCUGGCUUUUGGUCAGUUGCACGCUGUGCUGGCUCGCCACAUGUCGCAACUGACGGACGACGUGCAGUGUGGCCUUAAGGUUUGCCUCGCGGUGGAGGGUUCCCGUGACACGUUUCUAGCGUUGCCGGACUCCCACUGGCACACGAGUGGCGCGCAACUUCCGCUGCCGCUGGCAGAUACAACGCUGUGUGUGUCGUUGGACGUACUUCUUCCGCACGUCACGGUGCUUUCCUCUCAGGCGGAGGAUCCUCAGGUACGCCGCGCGGCUUGUGAUAUUAUCCACGCCGCAGUGGGUUGGUGCAUUCACAAUGGCAUCGAGGAGUUGUACAGUGCGCUGUUCGACACCGUCGUUGCGCUGGCGGCAGCAACGGUGACUGACACAGUCGUCCGGGAGAUGUUUGCCGCCCUGCUGCGUCACUGCACCCGGUGGUUUGCCCAGCGGGAUGGUCGCGGAGCAAAGGAGAUGGAGCGUGCCUUGUGUCGGGGUGCGACGGCAACGCAUGAUACGUCAGUGCGACGUCUCGCAACUGAGACACUGGUGGCGUACGUGCAGUGGAGCCUAAACUGCAGCUCGCAGCUGCAGCCUCUGCAGGGGAAAGAUGCGGAUGAAAGUCAAGUGGGCCGUGUGCUGCACUGGACGUGUGUGACACUUCGCGAAGCUUCUGUGUGGUGUCGUCUCGGUGCGGCUGAUGUGCUGGGUCGCCUGUUGCGCGUGCUGCGCGAUGAGAGAGGGGCGAUGCAGUUUGUCAUCCCCUUUGCUCGGGCGCUGCUGGACGCCUUUGCCUUUCUCCGCGUGAAUGCAGAAGAGGAAGAGGAGGAGGAUGAAACAGCAGCAGCUGCUGCAGAGGCGGGUGAGGAAGGGAAGACUGCGGUGACGCUGGCGGGGAAGCUAUGCUGCUGUGUCAGGCUCCUUGAGCUACUUAUUGCGGCAAACCACGAGCUGCCUCUGCGCGUAUGGCGAGACUGGCUUCUCGCGGGGGACGGCGAAGCAGUCCUGCGGGAUAUUCUGCUGCAUGCCUACCGUGAGGGUCGGAACACCACCAGCGCCGCCGCCCUGCUGCGGCUGUUUGCCGCCAUGUCUCGCUGCAUGCCGGGCGAUGCGGCGGGGGACUAUGAGCCUCGUCGGUGGUUGUUGACGCACCACUCGAUUCUGUGCGAGUUUGGUCGACGGGAACCAAGUCCCGGGCGGCGUGUCGAGUGUGGCCUGCAGAUGUAUGCUCUGCUCGUGUCAAGCGCACUUUGGCCGCUGCCCUCGCUGAAGCGGAUGCGGGACGGAGACGCCGCCUCGGAUUUGGAGACGUCAAAGUAUCUUUCUUGUGUGCUUGACGACUUGGGCUGCUACCUUGCAGAGCUACGCGGUGUCCGUAGUGACGCAGCUGAUAAUACUGUUCGUGACAAUGACAACUGGUGCACCUCCGCCCGUGCCCUUUUCAUCGCGCGGCAUCUGGUGCUCGUGCUACGCGGAGACGCAGGCACCGUGACAGGUGCGCUGGCGUUGAAUAAGUCGCUGCAGCAGUUUGCGGUGCAUCUCCUGCUGGCUCCCGCAUCGCUUGGCAUCUUACCAGGCCUCUCUGACAGGGAGCAACGGCGCUGUGGACGGGACCUUGUUGCGGCGCUCGCUGCCUUGCUGCAGGCACACGAGGGCCACUGCCGCGCCUUGGUUGAUCGCCUUCGCGGCGACGUUUUUGCUGUACUUCGGUUAACGACGCAGCCCACGUUGCUCAAGUUUUUCCUUUCCGACCCGCACGCGGCCGUGCACCAGCUGCGUUGCAUCGUUGCCCUGGCGGAGGUGGGGCUGUGGGCGGAGGUGCUCGGGCCGCCGUCAUCGUCGCAUCUCGUUUUGCGGCGUCUUCUUGCCGAUCUCGCGGAGGCUGCGCGUGAUGAGUUUGUGAUCAGCAGCCAACGUGGCAUUCUACUCUGUCACACGCUGCUGUUGCUGCUGUUGCCGCUGAUGCCACCGCCACCUGUCGACGACGCCGCGAUGGGGCAGGAUGGUGAGAGGCUCUCCGCCGGUGUAACGAAUGGGAUUGGGCUGUGUGCGGUCCUCGCGGCGCUCCAGCAGGGAGAGGGGGACGAUGCUUGUGGCGCCGAGUCGGUGGGCUCCGGUUUUCUUGCAGCCAUCCUGCGUGGGGACUGGCGGGAGGCGGACAAGAACAGUCCAACGUUUUGCUGCCUCCUGACACAACUGUGCCAGCUGUGCGGGGAGCUCUUGCGAGAUGGAGGCGAGGCGUCACUGCAGAGUGCCCCCUUCGUGGCUCUCUGCGGUUUGCUGCAGGAUGUUCAACAUGGGCCCACACCGACCGCGGACACGUGGGCGUUGAUCAUGCGGCAUGGUGUUGAUGUACUGAUGCGGCUUGUGCGUGGGGCCUCUCCAGCGGUGCUGCUGUUUUUUUUGGGGUUGCACCGCUGUUGCCUGCGGUUGGGCGGCAGCCGCGUUCUCGCUGUCUACGAAGAUGUCAUUCUCGCGGACGUUAGGGAGGCGCUGGACGAUGCGCGGUGGACGUUGCGUUCGCACGCCUUACUGACAAGUCGCGUGGCGGUGCAACUGUUUGUGCAAGGCGUCGGCGUCCUCUGUGACGCGGUCAGCGUGGCGAGGGUGGGCGGUGCGUGGCCCACGCAGCAGUACGUUGUCCUCGCCCAGUGGCUGCUGCCUCGUGUGGUGAACGACGAGCUGCCGCUUGACUGGCGGGAACUCGCGGGCGGCGGCGUCAACGGCGUUCACUACACUCUUGUGGUAAACGCCGUGAUCCGCCUUGCCACGUGCACCGCCACGUUGGAUGCGGGCCUGUUGCUGCCGCUGAUUCCGUUGCUCCAUCAAACCGAGAUGCCGCGGUACAAUGCACUGGCCACGGCGGUCGCGGCGGUGCUGCGACAGUUGCCAUCGAAGGCCCUCGUGGGGUUGUGCCACCAGGCGCAGGCGAUGCAGCGCCAGGGCUGUGGUCUGCCGUGGGCGGCGUGGUGGGGCCUGACACACCGCCUCCUCCUGCCGAGUUUGCACCGCCUUGUGCCGGCGCAGCGUGGCAGCUUCUUGCUUCAGCACGUCGUAAGACUUGUGGCGGAGGCAGGCGCUCCCCCAGAUUCGACGGCGACGCUGCAACAACAAACACGGGCGCUGUUGAUGCUAGAGGCGGUGUUUCUUGCGACGGCCGAGCCUGUUCUGCGCGGCCCUUUUAACGUCGCCUUCACAGGGAAGCGUGAGGGCAAUACCGGAAGGGAACUUAUCCUUGCGCUCAUUAAAACCUGCUGUGCGGCACGUGCUUUUGUGCCCCCUGUCUCGCCAUCGCCCGAUGCAUUUUAUGAGGCGCUGACGUACCGGCAGUCGGCCCAUCGCUGCCUUGCGGCCAUCCUCACCGCCACGCAGGACCAAGAGCCGGUCUUCACGCGGCUUCUGCUUCACUCCUCUUCGGGCGGUGAGUUGUGGAACCACAUUGUGGAUACGUCUCGCAAACAUUUUUUCCACGUGGAGGCGCAGUUUCCACAUAUGGCGGAGUCCAUGGCGAAGGACUGCAGCGAUUGGGAGAUGCGUCGAUGUGCAGUGCCACUCCAGCGGCCCGCCAGGAGCGGCCUGCAGGUCCUGCGACAACCGUCGGACGGUGAACUGCGCCGCGUGCGUGCCGUGGCCAGCGUGGUUGACCACACACUUGUUACGGCACACCAGCCACGGCUUAACCACGCCCGCGUCACGCAUGAUGACAGCGAAGAUGCAACGCACGACGGAAACAGCGAGGCAAAGGAGACGACGCCUCCCAGAGUGAGGUUGGACGGUGUAUGGAUUAGCACCUGCUCUGGUGCUCUCCUCCGCGUCAUGGACUUUUUAUUGUCAAGGUUUGCCGUGAACCCCGCGCAGGGAUGGGUCAAGGCGACGAUCGCAUGCUUGUCCUCCACGACUGUGCAUGUCAAUGCGAGGUUGGCGCUGGCUCGUCUUGUUCAGUUGCGGGCUUCGCUCUUUGCGCCAGCGGCAAAUGCCUUCCGUGACGCGGUGGUGUCGCUGGUAUGCGUGGAGGAGGUGGGGGAAGGCGGAGUGCAUUAUGUGGCGCGUGACUUGCUUGAACUGCUGCUCCACUGGGGCGAGACGGGGGCCAUGAAGUUUACUGCUGACGCUGCACAUACGCUGAUGGAAUUUCUUCUUCGCUCCGCACCACACCCCAGUGAGGCGGUGAUGCAGCGCAACUUGGACCUCGCCCGGCGACUUUUGUCCCUCGCAAAGCCAAUACCUCCUCUGCGUGACGCGGAGCUGCUGCGUGUACUUCGGGGAGAAGUUCUGGCUGCCAGGUUUGGCUUGCAGCUGUGUGGCCUCCUUGUUGAGAGCGGGGUGUUGCUGGCCUCCCUGGCGCCAGCGCCCCCGGUGGAGCUUUACCACGCCUUGAUGUCCUACUUUCGGAAGAAUAAAACAGUGAACGCAGGUGACGAGAAGGACGUGCUGACGGCUGCGGAGGUGGUUGGAAAAGAGCUCUGCGGGCUGCGGGAUCUCGCCGCGACGGCUGCGCUGCUGUGUGGCGCGGUGCAAGAUGCGUUGCUCUGCCUCUGGUCCCACAGCCCGGGAGCGGCGCUGCGGGCAUUGCGUGCGGUUGCGCAGCACGAUGCCGGUGUUCUUGCGGGGAUUCCGCUUGCCACACUCCUUGCAAAUUUCAUGAGCCGCGACGCCGCCGAGCAGGUGAUGACGCUUCACCUGCUUCGAUGGAUCCCUACACGUGCCGUGGAGACGUAUGCGAGGCUGCAGGAUCUUUUUUCUGCUCACUGCUAUGCUCUUCAUGGUUUGGUGCGUGCUGAACUGUACCACAUGCUUGUGGAACUGCUCCCGCUCCUCGCCGCCCCGGCGCGGGCGAGUCUCGUGGACGUCUUCUUGUCACCAGAUGCCAUGCGGCUGAUGCGUGGGUGCGAGCAGACAAGUAUGGCCUUUUUCAGUCUGGUCGUGGGCAUGUACGCGGUGACGCCGUCGUCGGUUCUGCUGUCGAGGGUGAUGGAGGGGCUGAAUGAUCCGUCGCCGUCGGUGCGGCGCGUAACGCUUGCGUUCCUUGACGCCCACAUGCUCCCUCGCGACUCGUACAUGUCUCGCCUGGCGACUCUAAAGGACGUCUUCACCCUGCAGGAGAUGCAACGUGAGGCGUGGCUGCAGCAUACCGCCGUGCUGAUGCUUUUGCUUUGCCCUGCCGCAGAGGACCUCGUCGCCACGCCCGCAUCCUCUUCCACCUCAAGGCUGCACCUCCUGAAGGAGGUGCGCAGCGCAGACGGCGUGUCGCAUGAUUUGUGCCCGUGCGUCUCAUGCGGGGGUUUUCUCCGGGGUUUGUGCGACAGCAAUGAGCCAAUUUCCUCGAGCGGCCGAGCGGAGGGGGAGGAAUGGCAAGAGGCUGCGCACGCACGAGCCUCAUUGGAUUGCUUUGCCGACAACAUCGUGGGAUGUGCAGUUCCACCGGAGUCCUUCGUCGCCCCACUUCAAGUGCUGUGCCUGCAUGACGUGGACACGGCGUGGUGUUGUUUGGAACCCAUUAAGGAAGCCAUCCCCAUUUAA